This is a messenger RNA of Fomitiporia mediterranea MF3/22, 1943 nucleotides long. RefSeq names its product V-type ATPase. Gene Ontology annotation, biological process: ATP metabolic process; proton transmembrane transport. The record is from RefSeq and is a predicted model, not a curated record. Gene Ontology annotation, cellular component: fungal-type vacuole membrane; proton-transporting V-type ATPase, V1 domain. NCBI's taxonomy places the organism in Eukaryota, Fungi, Basidiomycota, Agaricomycetes, Hymenochaetales, Hymenochaetaceae. The transcript has 11 exons. Gene Ontology annotation, molecular function: ATP hydrolysis activity; proton-transporting ATPase activity, rotational mechanism; ATP binding. Bases 20 to 1873 code for a protein of 617 amino acids.
CCUCUCUCUCAUCUAAAUCAUGGCCGGCGCACUCCAGAAUGCAAAGCGCGACCUUCCGAAGAUCCGUGACGAGGACCGCGAGUCUAGGUUUGGCCAGGUCUUUGGCGUCUCUGGACCCGUCGUCAUUGCCGAGAACAUGACUGGUUCCGCUAUGUAUGAGCUCGUUCGUGUCGGCCACGACGAGCUUGUCGGAGAGGUGAUCCGUAUCGAUGCAGAUAAGGCUACUAUCCAAGUCUAUGAAGAGACUUCAGGCGUCACUGUCGGCGACCCCGUACUCCGCACAGGAAAACCCCUGAGUGUUGAACUCGGACCUGGGCUCAUGGGGAACAUUGUCGAUGGCAUUCAACGUCCACUUCGUUCUAUUCAACAACUAUCUAACUCGAUUUAUAUACCUCGCGGCAUCAACACGGAUGCACUUGAUCGUUCCAUUCAAUGGGACUUUACUCCAACCAACCUCAAGGUUGGGGACCACGUCUCGGGCGGAGACAUCUUCGGAACAGUUUAUGAGAACUCUUUGGUUAAUGCCCACAAGGUUAUGCUUUCGCCACGGGCUCUUGGCUCUAUCACCCGUAUCGCCGAGAAAGGCAGCUAUGCAGUCGAUGACGUGGUACUUGAGACAGAGUUUGAAGGCAAGAAAACGGAGCAUACAAUGAUGCAACUAUGGCCUGUUCGUGCUCCGCGACCUGUGGCGCAGAAACUCACGGCGGACUAUCCUUUGUUGACCGGCCAGAGAAUAUUGGAUGCACUUUUCCCAUGUGUCCAAGGCGGGACUACCGCGAUUCCUGGUGCCUUCGGUUGUGGAAAGACAGUUAUCUCUCAAGCUUUGUCGAAAUUCUCCAAUAGCGACAUUAUCAUCUACGUUGGGUGCGGUGAACGAGGCAACGAAAUGGCUGAAGUGCUUAUGGAGUUCCCGGAACUUACUCUAGAGGUUGGUGACCGCCAAGAACCCAUCAUGAAACGGACCACUCUCGUGGCGAAUACGUCAAACAUGCCCGUCGCUGCGCGUGAAGCUUCCAUUUAUACUGGUAUUACGUUAGCAGAGUAUUUCCGUGAUCAGGGCAGCAACGUGUCGAUGAUGGCGGAUUCAACAUCGCGAUGGGCUGAAGCGCUUCGUGAAAUUUCCGGUCGUUUGGCAGAGAUGCCUGCAGACUCUGGUUACCCAGCAUAUCUUGGAACCAAACUUGCAAGUUUCUAUGAACGUGCUGGAAAGGUGACUUGUCUCGGCAACCCGCAGAGGAACGGUACUGUUUCAAUUGUUGGCGCUGUUUCACCUCCUGGUGGUGAUUUCUCUGACCCAGUUACAUCCUCGACGCUUGGUAUCGUCCAGGUCUUCUGGGGGUUAGAUAAGAAACUUGCCCAACGGAAGCACUUCCCUUCAGUAAACUGGAAUCAAUCAUACUCGAAAUAUCUGAAUAUCCUUGAGAAACAUUACGAGUCAACUGAACCUGGCUUCGUCGAGCUUCGGUCUAAGACGAAGGAGAUUCUGCAGAAAGAAGAAGAUCUUGCCGAAAUUGUCCAGUUAGUAGGGAAGAGUGCACUGAGCGAGAACGACAAGAUCACCCUAGAGGUGGCGCGUAUGUUGAAAGAUGACUUUUUGCAGCAGAACGGGAUGAGCGAGUAUGACCGUUAUUGUCCUUUCUACAAGACGAGCGGAAUGCUUCGCAAUUUUGUUGCGUACCACGAUUCUGCGAUCAAAGCUGUUUCACAGGGCGAUGUGACAUUUGCGAAAAUCAAAGACACCACGAGUGACUUGAUGUUCAAGCUUUCUCAGAUGAAGUUCGAGAGUCCAUCGCAAGGCAAGGAGCCGAUCAAGUCAAAACUUGACUCACUGUACAGCGAGAUUCAGGAGAAGUUCCGUCAGCUAGGAGAGUAGUACUGCGUAGAGACAGUAACAAGCCGGGACCACUAGUGUAUAUAAAUGGCUUUUGUUAAUAAUUUAUGUG